This is a messenger RNA of Purpureocillium takamizusanense, 1521 nucleotides long. Its product is annotated as Alcohol dehydrogenase (NADP(+)). Gene Ontology annotation, biological process: alcohol metabolic process. NCBI's taxonomy places the organism in Eukaryota, Fungi, Ascomycota, Sordariomycetes, Hypocreales, Ophiocordycipitaceae. The coding region runs from base 316 to 1380 and encodes 354 amino acids. Gene Ontology annotation, molecular function: zinc ion binding; alcohol dehydrogenase (NADP+) activity. The transcript is spliced from 3 exons. The record is from RefSeq and is a predicted model, not a curated record.
UAAACUCGCUGGUAGCUAGUAACUAGGGUGGCGGCGUCAAUGAUAGUUUCCGAGUGUUGAGACUUGACCAGUACCCAACACAGCACACAACACACACACAGACCAGCGCACACUUCCGUCCCUUCGGUGCUCUCUGUGCUCUUUCUUUGUCUCUUUCACCUGUCGACGCAAAGGGAAAUCAGCGCUCGAAUCACUCACGCACUCGCUCGGCGCAGUUGGUCCGCUCAGCAGACUCGACGACAACGAUACAGACACAUCGAUUCGGGCCCCCGCCGAGGCUAGAAUCAGAACAAGAAAACCUACACCUCGUACAAUAUGCCCACCUUUACAGUGUUCAAGGGCGGCGAGGGCGGCAAGCCUAAGGAGAGCACGACAACCAAGCCAGAUCAGCUCGUCGGCGACAACGUCCUCGUCAAGGUCACCGCGUCGGGCGUGUGCGGAACGGACUUGCAUUAUCUCACACAAGACAUGGUCCUCGGCCACGAGGGCGUCGGCAUCGUGCAAGACCUCGGCCCCGACGUCAAGUUCCUGCGCCGCGGGCAGCGCGUCGGCUGGGGCUACGAGACCAACAGCUGCGGGCACUGCAUGGAGUGCCUGCAGGGCGAGGAGACCUUCUGCCCGCAGCGCGUCAUGUACGGCAUGCCCGCGAGCGCCGACCAGGGCAGCUUCGCCGCGGGGGCCGUCUGGCGCGAGGCCUUCCUCCACCCGCUCCCCGACGCGCUCCCCGACGAGCACGCCGCGCCCCUGCAGUGCGGCGGCGCCACCGUCUUCACCGCCCUGCAGGGCGUGAGGCCCGGCGAGACGGUCGGCGUCAUGGGCGUCGGCGGGCUCGGGCACCUGGCCAUCCAGUUCGCCGCCAAGAUGGGCUGCCGCGUCGUCGUGCUGUCUGGCUCGGAGAGGAAGAAGGGGCAGGCGCUUGAGCUUGGUGCCCAUGAGUUCGUCGCCAUGUCUGCUGCGGGCCGCAGCAGCAACAAGAACAACAAGGACGGCCAGCAGCAGCAGCAACAGCAGCAGAACGGGGAGCACGACGAGCUGGAAAUCAAGUCCCCCAUCAACCGCCUCCUCGUCACCACAUCCGCCCAACCCCAGUGGGACGUGCUCCUCCCCCUGCUCGCGCCGCGGUCGCAAAUCUACCCGCUGUCCGUCGACGGCGGCAACUUCGAGUUCCCCUACAUGCCCAUCCUGGCCAAGGGCAUCCGCAUCCAGGGCGUCAUCGUCGCCACGCGCGCCGUCCACCGCGAGAUGCUCGACUUUGCCGCCUUCCACGACGUCAGGCCCAUCGUCGAGAAGUUCCCCAUGACCGAGGAGGGCAUCGCCGCCGCGCUGGACCGCCUGGAGAAGGGGCAGGUCACGUAUCGGGCGGUACUGAUGGCUCAGUGAGGAAGGAGAUAAAAGAAAGAGGCAGGGGUCUCUAUCGGAAGCUAGAGCAAAAGGCCUUGCGGGAGAACCACCAACAAAGGGGAUUCGUGGCUCUGUAUGCUGGGAAGGCAGAACAAGACUUGGCGAGUAUAUCAGCAGCAC